UUCGGCAACCUUCGGGUCCCCAUUGGCUCCCAUUAACUGCCCUCGGCAACCUUCGGCUCCCUUCGGCAACCCUCGGGUCCCCUCGGCAACCUUCGGCUCCCAUUAACUGCCCUCGGGUCCCCUCGGCAACCUUCGGCUCCCCUCGGCAAUUUCCGCCUCCCCAUUGGCUGCCUUCGGGUUGCUCUCGGGUCCCAUCGGCAACCUUCGUGUCCCAUUGGCUCCCAUUAACUGCCCUCGGCAACCUUCGGCUCCUUUCGGCAACCUUCGGGUCCCCUCGGCAACCCUCGGCUCCCUUCGGCAACCUUCGUGUCCCCAUUGGUUCCCAUUGUCUCCCCUCGGCAACUUUCGGCUGCCCUCGGCAACCUUCGGGUCCCCAUUGGCUCCCAUUGGCUGCCCUCGGCAACUUUCGGCUCCCUUCGGCAACCCUCGGGUUCCCUCGGCAACCUUCGGCUCCCCUCGGCAAUCUCCGUCUCCCCAUUGUCUCCCUUAUAUUCGCCCUCGUGAAUCUCCGUCACCCCUCGGCAACUUCCGCCCCCCCCUUUAACUAACACUGCAAUUCCCCUCCGGUCCUCCAGGCGGCGCUGUGUCUGCGAUGACCCCAUGGAGCCGCUCUAUCCCCCUCCUUCCUGCUUUCCUCGCUUUCACUCUCUCGUGCGCGGGGCCUUUCCCGGAAGUGAAGCGGCCGCCAUUAAACGUCGCCAUAGUGUUACGCGGAUCCCCGAUCCCGAGCGAUCUUUUAAACCCUCCGUUCCCACCGGGGGUGACUCCGGUACCUUUAAGGAUGGACGAAGGGGAUCCCAGGAGUUUAUUGGUCCGGUUAUGUGACCUGUUGUCGUCGUUAAAGCUGCACGGGGUGGUGUUUGACGACAAGGCCGGAGCCGAGGCCGUGGCCCAUAUCUUGGACUUUGUGUCGGCUCAGGCCGCGGUGCCCAUAGUGGGAGUCAGCGGGGGGGCGGCCACUGUCAUGGCGCCCAAGGAGCCCGGCUCCACGUUCCUUCAGCUCGGUUCGUCCACGGAGCAGCAGCUCCGCGUGAUCUUCGAGCUGUUGGAGGAAUACGACUGGACCACGUUCUCCGUUAUCACCACCUUAAGGCCGGGCCGCCGCCAUUUUACCUCCGCCAUCGACGCCAUCACCGACGGCAGCUUUAUAGGCUGGGAUCAUAGAGGCGUCACCACCAUAGACCCCAAUGGAGAUGACCCGGAUGGAAGAGAGCUAGAGCGUCGCCUACGGGAAGUGACGUCACGAGUCCGCCUGCUUUAUUGUUCCGCCGAUGAGCUGCGUUAUGUGUUCCGGGCUGCUCGCGCUGCCGGUGUCGCUGGUUCCGGUUACGUUUGGUUCUCGGUCGGUGCCGGUUUGGGGUCGGAUGAGGAUCCGGUGAUGGAGGAGGCACCGGAUGGGUUGUUCGUGGUGUUGGCUGCAGCAUGGAGGGACCCUUUGGGAGAGAGAUUAAGGGCCGGGAUGGCGGUGGUGGCGGAAGGGACGGAAGCCAUGAGGAGGGAACGGAGGGAAGGCGGAAGCGGAAGUGAUGGAGGAGGGGACUGCAGGGUGCCCCAUAUCCGCACUGUGUGCAGGUAUUUCCGUAACGUGACGUGGCAGCGGCGCCGUUUGUCGUUCAAUGCUGACGGUUACUUGGCCGACCCCGAACUCGUCGUCAUCGCGCUGAGCCAGGAGCGGGCGUGGGAGGUGGUUGGCAGCUGGCAUCAUGGCGCCCUGGAGCUGCGCCACCCCGCGUGGUCGCGCUAUGGCCGCAUCCCGCAGCCCGGCUCCGACAGCCGCCAUUUGUCGGUGGCCACGUUGGAGGAGCGGCCAUUCGUCAUCGUGGAACACACCGACCCAAUCACAGGGACCUGCAUCCGCGACGCCGUGCCAUGCAGGCGGCCAAUCAACCGCACACACACCUCAGCCCCCUGGUCCCCGUUUGAGAAGCGCUGCUGUAAGGGUUUCUGCAUCGACCUAUUGAAGCGCUUGUCCCGCUCCGUGUCCUUCACGUACGACUUGUACCUGGUGACCAACGGGAAACACGGCAAGAAGAUCAACGGGGUCUGGAACGGGAUGGUGGGGGAGGUGGUGUCUGGCCGUGCGGACAUGGCCAUUGGUUCGCUGACUAUUAAUGAAGAGCGCUCUGAAGUGGUUGACUUUUCAGUGCCAUUUGUUGAGACUGGGAUCAGCGUCAUGGUGGCACGGAGCAACGGGACCGUGUCACCAUCGGCNNCCAUAGAGCCGUACAGCCCGGCCGUGUGGGUGAUGAUGUUUGUGAUGUGUCUGACCGUCGUGGCCGUCACCGUCUUCGUCUUCGAGUAUUUCAGCCCCGUCGGAUACAACCGCAGCCUCAGCAGCGGCAAGCGUGCCGGUGGCCCCACAUUCACAGUGGGUAAGUCUGUUUGGCUGCUGUGGGCCCUGGUGUUCAACAACUCGGUUCCGGUGGAGAAUCCUCGCGGUACCACCAGUAAAAUCCUGGUGCUGGUCUGGGCCUUCUUCGCCGUCAUCUUCCUCGCCAGCUACACCGCAAACCUGGCGGCAUUCAUGAUCCAGGAGGAGUACGUGGAUACCGUGUCUGGGCUCAGCGAUAGGAAGUUCCAGAAGCCGCAGGAGCAGUACCCCCCCUUCCGCUUCGGCACCGUCCCCAACGGCAGCACCGAGAGGAACAUCCGCAGCAACUACCCCACAAUGCACACCCACAUGGCGCCAUACAACCAGAGGGGGGUCGAGGACGCGCUAAGGCACCUCAAGGCCGGGCGAUUGGACGCUUUCAUUUACGACGCUGCCGUGUUGAAUUACAUGGCCCGGAAGGACGAGGGCUGUAAAUUGGUGACUAUUGGAGCCGGGAAAGUGUUCGCCAGCACCGGGUACGGGCUGGGGCUGCAAAAGGGAUCCCCAUGGAAAAGGGCCAUGGACCUGGCACUGCUACAGCUGCUG
Coturnix japonica (Japanese quail) is the source of this 2917-nucleotide messenger RNA. NCBI's taxonomy places the organism in Eukaryota, Metazoa, Chordata, Aves, Galliformes, Phasianidae. The record is from RefSeq and is a predicted model, not a curated record.